Messenger RNA from Camelina sativa (false flax), 793 nucleotides. RefSeq names its product dormancy-associated protein homolog 3. Lineage: Eukaryota; Viridiplantae; Streptophyta; Magnoliopsida; Brassicales; Brassicaceae. The record is from RefSeq and is a predicted model, not a curated record.
UUAUUGAAUCUCUCUUACUACAACAACAACAACAGUUUUAAGAAAAUAUCCAAAAAAGACCCCAAAAACUUUAGAUUCUUAUCAAUUUCAACCUCUUUAUGGGCUUACUUGAUCAUCUCUGGGAUGAUACCGUCGCUGGUCCACGGCCAGAGAACGGCCUUGGCAAGCUUCGGAAACACCAUACCUUCAGUUUCCGACCUAGCUCAGGCAAUGAUCAAUCUGAAGGUGGAAGUGCGAGAUCGUACGGUGAGGAUUCGCCGGAAGAGGCUGUGAAAGUUACACGUAGCAUCAUGAUUAUAAAACCACCAGGUUACCAAGGCGGUUCAGCUCCGGCGUCGCCUGCCGGUUCAACUCCGCCGCUGUCUCCUUUCUCUCCGCCUCUUUCUCCGUUCUCCGAGCAAACGCAGGAGGAAAGGAACCCUUUCGGUUUAGGAGGCGGUCGUCGGAUGCGUUCGAUAAGGCAGCAGGAGGAUCAGGAUCAGAGACUGGACCAAGGAGCCCUCCUCCUACUUACGGCAUGUGAUCUCUAACACAAAUCUUGAAAAAGAGGAACAAAAACAGAGUGCCCUUAAGCGCUGGCGUUCUGACAACAUCAAGUGGUCGUUUACAAAGUCUUGUUUCUUUUUGCUUCUGUAGGCCAAAGAGUUCUCUUCUGCGUGCGUGUAUGAGUUUGUUUGUGUGUCUGUUUCUAUGUGUUAUCCCGCUUUUGUAAUGCUUUUACGCUUUUGUACAUUUUAGCUGCAAUGGUAAUAACAGAAGACAUGUAGAUGCUUGACUUUGGGUCUUUUUAUCU